ACCAAUUUGCAGUUGCUUCCGUUCCAACCCAAUCCACUAUAUUUUAUCUAUUCUAUUCUCUUUCCCUCACCAACAAACCAUCGCACACGCCAUUUCUCACAAAGUCUUCUCUCGCAACCCGAUUCCCUCACACCACUCUAUCACCGAUCCUCCUCGUUUUCAACUCAACUCCAAACGAUGCCGUAUCAGGUUCUGUAAAGUAAUCGCCGUUUAAAUAACUGAAGGUUCUCUGCUAUCAUCCUUGUUGGGUUUUUUCUCCGGUUCGGUUUAUUCUGUGAUGGAUCGGGCAGCGUUGACGGUUGGACCGGGUAUGGACUUGCCAAUCAUGCACGAUAGCGACCGUUACGAUCUGGUUCGCGAUAUCGGUUCCGGGAAUUUCGGUGUUGCGAGGUUGAUGCAGGAUAAGCAAACUAAGGAGCUCGUUGCCGUCAAGUAUAUCGAACGGGGUGAUAAGAUUGAUGAAAAUGUGAAGAGAGAAAUCAUUAAUCACAGGUCUCUGAGACAUCCUAACAUUGUUAGGUUUAAGGAGGUCAUUUUAACACCUACCCAUCUGGCCAUUGUGAUGGAAUAUGCAUCUGGAGGAGAACUCUUUGAGCGAAUCUGCAAUGCUGGGCGUUUUACUGAGGAUGAGGCUCGUUUCUUCUUUCAACAACUCAUAUCUGGGGUCAGCUAUUGCCAUGCUAUGCAAGUAUGCCACCGGGACUUGAAGUUGGAAAACACUUUACUGGAUGGCAGCCCAGCACCUCGGUUGAAAAUAUGUGACUUUGGGUACUCCAAGUCUUCAGUGCUUCAUUCGCAACCAAAGUCAACUGUUGGAACUCCUGCUUAUAUUGCUCCAGAAGUAUUGCUGAAACAAGAGUAUGAUGGCAAGAUUGCAGAUGUCUGGUCAUGUGGAGUAACCUUAUAUGUGAUGCUAGUGGGAGCAUAUCCUUUUGAAGAUCCCAAUGAACCUAAGGACUUCCGAAAGACAAUUCAGAGAAUUCUUAGUGUCCAGUAUUCCAUCCCAGACUUUGUUCAAAUAUCUCCUGAGUGUCGUCACCUUAUCUCAAGGAUCUUUGUUUUUGACCCAGCAGAGAGAAUCACAAUGUCUGAAAUCUGGAACCAUGAAUGGUUUUUGAAGAAUCUCCCUGCUGACCUAAUGGAUGAAAAGAUAAUGGGUAAUCAAUUUGAAGAGCCAGACCAACCCAUGCAGAGCCUUGAUACGAUCAUGCAGAUAAUUUCAGAGGCUACCAUACCAGCAGCUGGGACCUAUUCUUUAGAUCAGUUCAUGGUUGAAAACAUUGAUAUGGAUGAUUACAUUGAUGAAUUAGAAUCUGAAUCUGAGCUUGAUAUAGAUAGCAGUGGGGAGAUAGUGUAUGCCAUAUAGUUUGAUCAUCAGCUACACUUGAAAGACUGCAUAUUAAGUGGAGAGCAUCUUAAUAUUGGGCUUGGCAUUUUCAGCAUCAAGGAAAAUGAAAUAUGUUGUGCCCACUUUUUCUGUAGAUUAGCAUGGAUAAUACAAAGUUCAUGUUAAUUUAUGUAUGUUUGCAUACUUGGAGGUUCCAACGUCUGCACCAUUUAACAGUGUUCAGUAUCACUUUUCUGAGGGAUAACAUGUUUCAAACAGUCUAGAAGGGUUGGUGGCUGAGGGAAGAAAUGAUUGUUAUCCUUCCCUUACUACCUUGGUGAAUACUUGCUUUAUAUAUAUUAUAUUUACAUUAGCCUUCUCGUUGUUUCCUGGCUAGUAAAAUUAGCAGUUAGGUGAAUUAUGUUUCAUGCCCCUGCUUAUAUACACAUACUUCAUGUAAACAGUUCAUUUUCAUUAGACAUACUAGUCACAUUUGCUAGUUUAUGUAUUUAGUUUGUGUUUAUGUGUAUCCUCUGAUUUGGCAGAUUUUAUUUUCCUGUAUACCACUUCCCUCUUUCCACCUUUCCGUUUGCACAUGGCUGCACCUCUUUGCAUAGAAUGCUAUUCAUCUAGUUAUUAAUACAAUUUUAGAUGGGAGUCAUAAAUACAAUUAUCAAACAUUUGUUCAGUUGUAAUUUUGAAUCUGUCUCGAAAGGGAUUAGUGUUUAGUUAUUAG
Molecule: messenger RNA, 2063 nt
Organism: Abrus precatorius (Indian licorice)
Lineage: Eukaryota; Viridiplantae; Streptophyta; Magnoliopsida; Fabales; Fabaceae
Product: serine/threonine-protein kinase SRK2I
Exons: 9
Coding region: 278-1366 (362 amino acids)
Biological process (GO): intracellular signal transduction; protein phosphorylation
Cellular component (GO): nucleus
Molecular function (GO): protein serine/threonine kinase activity; ATP binding
Source: RefSeq, a predicted model, not a curated record